CUGUAAGACUGCCUGAACAAGUUCCUAGCAUAUAUACUAUACACGAUUGUAUACAGGUAGGCUCACAGUCACACACUAUCUUAUCAAAGCUCUUGAACUUUGAAUAAGUAAACAUAAGUGUGCCAUUAUACCCAGUAACUCUGACACAGUAAAAAAGAACACAUAUGACAAGUCGUGUCAAUGAUACAACUUACAAGUCGUGUCACGAUAUAUACAGGAAUAAUUUUGUUGCGAUGCACAGAUUUUCUUGUCGUACGAGAAUCAUUAGCAACUUUGCAUUGGAUCGGUUUAAUUUCGCACGCUCGUACUAUUCGCAGUUUUGAGAUUUACUCGACCAUCCUUGUGAAAAUGUGAUCAUGGAAAGCACCUCUGCUAUCUGAGUCAUUGGCAGUCAACCGGUUCAACUUUACGGGAUGGAGGACAACCGCGAUUCAAGCGAGGCCGAGCAGGGCCAGCAUGCCUCCACGCCCUCCGAGCAGAGCGACGCCGGCCCCCGGUCCUCGAGGCUCUGGAUUCGCCCCGUCUUCUUCGUGUUGUACGGACUUGUGGUGGUCACUGCCACCCCACUCAUCAUCCUAGACAUAAUACAUGGGGCGCAAGGUGAUGAGAGUUUAGUGAUUAUCCUGGCUGGACCAGCGUUCUUUGCCAUGGUCGCCUCUUUAGCGAUAUCCGCCUGGGGUAUCAUCAACCACAUUCAGUGCUUCACACGCCCAGCUAUGCAGAAAUACAUCAUCAGAAUUCUCUUAAUGAUCCCAAUCUUCGAGCUGACUAGUUGGUUCGCGCUCCGUUUCCCGGACAGUGGUAUCUACUUAGAGUCGAUCCGUCAGCUGUACCAGGCCGUCCUCGUCUAUAAUUACGUCGUUUACCUCGUGGCCUUCUUCGAAGAGGUGCCCAACUUUGACAAUCGCCUGGCCAUGAAGCCGCAGAUCAGGGUCCCGCGCCCUUUCUGCUGGAAGAAGGCGACGCCAAACAAGAGGCUUAUUCAAAAAUGCAAGUACGGCAUGUUCAGCUACAAGAUCAUCCGGAUAGUUUUCACCAUAAUCUCUCUAACUGCAUUCCAAACCAAGACGUUUCUGCAAGGGUGGUUCUCACCUGAUGGUGCAUACCUAUGGGUGACGAUCUUCUUAACUAUCGCCCAGAUUUGCGCCAUGUUCUGCCUAUCCCUUCUCCGUAAAGUGACCCGCGAGGAACUCCAGAUGCUACCCAAGUCCAGCUCGCAGUUCGUCGGCGUCCACCUGGCGCUCUUCUUCGACCAUUUUCAGACGAUGUUCUUGCGUCUCCUGGCCAACUCUGGAGCAAUCAAAUCUAGCUACCCGGGUUUUGUUGGAGACAAACAGGAAUUUGCCACCAUGUUGGAGAAUUUUCUGCUGUGCUUCGAGAUGGUCCUAGUUGCCCUUCUAUUUAAUUACGCCUUUGACUACCGACGAUACAAGGUUGAAGGCCAACCCAGGCUCAGCUUCGCCCAGUCACUCAAGCAAAUCUGGGGCGUGUCUGAUGUGGCGUCCAAUAUAAUUGGUCGGUUCAGACAAAGGGGCGACCAUACUAGCAGAGAUGACAACCAGCAGCAGACCACAGCAGGCUCUCCUGCAUCCCAGCAGAAUGGUGCCCCACCAAAGGAAGAAGCUGAACCACCCAGGAGGAGGAAAGCCGGGCACCAGUUCAUCUCAAUGCCAGACAUCAUUAUUAACCACACCGAAGAUUUCGAUCACGCAGCCGAGAUCCACAGUCCCAGGAACCAAGAUGGCGGCGAUCAGAAUCACGAUGGCGGCGAGCCGCGUCCAAAUCAAGAUGGCGAACCCAAUCAGGUUCACGGAAUCGAAAACCCCGGGUUUCAAGGAGAAUCGCGCCAAGAGCAUUCCAAACCGACAGAAGAGGACGGACUCGGUGACGAUGCCAGUGAGGACACUGACGACUUCCUGGACGAAGAGUUUCCGACAGAUGACGAGGACGACAGUGACAUUGACAAUGGCCUGCCCUUUGACGGAAGGUUAGACGCUCCCCGCGGAGCCAAACCUCAAGGACGAAGGGUGAAAAAGGUCAGCUAUGCUGGAAUGACCUUCGAUGAUCUGGACCCGAGCAAAUUAGGACAUCCUUCCCAUGAUUCCCCUGCCGUCGCCAAGAAGAAACGAGUCAAGAAGGUCAGCUAUGCAGGGAUGACCUUCGAGGACAUGGACUGGGAGCAAAUUCGGAGUCACCAGUCCUCAACCCUGGAUUCUGAGACGGCACACACAGUGGCAAGCAUCGUGGAGCAAAGUGAGGAGCAAUACCCGGAGGGCAAGGAGGUGAAACGGAAAGGAAAACCAGAUGGUGACGGGUUUGGAAGCUCAGAGGCUUAGAACACUACUCUACAACGGCUGAAUAUAUCCCUGUCACCUGAUUGGUGGUCAUUAAUCAUGUGUCAUUGAAUUACUUGUCCCAACCCAAGCCCCGGAUGCACCGCAAAAAUAGAAGAUCCAAUCCAUGGUAAAUUGAAGUUCAGAUGACGAGGAUUUAUUCAGGUGUCGUAUAAAAAAAAAUAAUGAAUGUUUCACAUUCGUGCAGUGGAAAGCAUAAUUUCAUUUGGUGACAGACGGCAUGUUCCAUUCCACUCGGCUUCGGCUCACAGAUCAUUCCAGUUGUCACCUCAUGAAAUUAUUCUUACCAUUGCACUCAAACAUUUAUUACUCGUAUAGUAUGACAUUCCUUUUUGAAAUCUCUUUUGAAAUACAUAACAUAAGCUGUAUAUUGCAUGCAAUGUACAUGAGAAGCUUUGUACAUUUCUGUGGUUUUCACUACUUUGCCAAGGUAUACCAAAAGUAUUACUAUCUCAGCUGUGAUUGGUUCGUAAGUUGAUAUCUAAACUUUGAUUGGUCCAGUGACUUGGCUGAUACCAUAUAGUAAUACAGCAUUUUGUUACACAACUGAACUGUAAGAAAAUUCCUUUACUGGUAUUUUGAGAAAUUCCUUUACUAGUAUUUUGAGCAGACCAUAUCAAAUGGCAGUUUAUUAAUCUAAACCUGAGUAUAAUGUAAUUGAAUACACCAACAAAAACCUUGAUAUUUUCAUUCAAAGUACCUUGAAAUGUAUUAAAUUUGAAAAUAGGUUAAUAAAAUACUCAUUUUUAUUUCAUAUGUAGACCAUGAUCAGUAAUGCUGCUUUAGGGCAAUAAGACUUCAAAACAAAGCUUAUUUCAUUGGAAGCAUUUUCAUAUUUUUAACGGAAACUAACAAAGUAAACAAUAAAUUAUAUCAAGUACCGAUAUGAGAGAUAUCAAACAAUGUUUUUCCAGAUUGUAAACCAUGAAUGUAAUUUUACCUUUGUAAUCAUAGAUGUAAAAUCCAAAACAUUGCUUAUUCACAUAAAUGCAAGUUUGUGCAUAGAUCUUUAUAUUUACACAGACUACAGCAUUACAAUAAAAGAUGACAUGUUGCAACAUAUUGCCAUUUGUACAACCAGACUUGUUUAUUAUCCUGCCACGCCACUUGAACUAUGAAAUUAAAGAUAACCUUGACUAAGGCCAAAGGUGGAUUAUGUGUGAUCUUUUCUGAGAUUUCAGCAGGGUCAACUAUGCCAUAUCAUCAGUGCAGAAUGGGUAGUUGGUUCAUAAAUGCAAAAUUGAAUUUGGUCUUACUGUACAAUUCAUGAUAUGUCGGUGCAAUUUCAGUAUCAAGUAAC
Messenger RNA from Patiria miniata (bat star), 3654 nucleotides. RefSeq names its product transmembrane protein 184C-like. The transcript has 8 exons. Lineage: Eukaryota; Metazoa; Echinodermata; Asteroidea; Valvatida; Asterinidae. The coding region runs from base 414 to 2336 and encodes 640 amino acids. The record is from RefSeq and is a predicted model, not a curated record. Gene Ontology annotation, molecular function: transporter activity. Gene Ontology annotation, biological process: transport.